AUGCAGUCAGGAAUUACAGGUACAACCACCCACCCUCCGUUGACCUCUCUCUUACACCACUCAGCACACUACCGCGAGGGCGUGACUGAAGAUCACUGUAUCCCCGCCUCCCAUCACAAACUAACCGUAAUUCCCAUUCCAGUCUCCUCGGAGCUACACGAUGCCUUCAAUCGCUUCACUUCCGACUCCUCCAUCUUCUGUCUCCCCGUCACCAUUACCGCCGAAAGUCUCACCCCGCUGACUCCAAUUGCCUUCUCCGGAUCGUCCUCCAGCCCCGAUGCUUUCUACACCUCCCUGUCGCAGAUCUCCUCGAUCCUGCAGCCCAAAACUCCCAUCUACCUGCUCCUCCGCCGUCCGCUCCCUUCCAAGACCACCCUGGUCGCAUUGACCUAUAUCCCCUCCAAUGCACCCGUCCGGCCCAAGAUGUUGUUUGCUUCGACUCGCUCCACCCUGGUCCGUGAGCUGGGGACGGAGAAGUUCGACGAUACCGUCUUCGCGACGGAAGAGGAGGAGAUUGUUGGUCGCGAGGCGUGGUCGGAGCGCGAUGGCGACAAGGCGGGCGUGGGUCGUGAAGCGCUGAUGGGAGAGAAGGAGCGUGAGCUCGAGGCUGUUCGUCGGGCUGAGGCGGAGGCUCGAAGCGGGACCCCGCAUCGAGAUAUCGGCAUCGGUGGGACCUUUCGACCGGGGACGGGCUCGGGCAUGAGAGUUUCAAUGCCGGUUGAUGAAGCGGCCAAGUCGGCGUUGAAGGAGCUUGCCGACGGAGGGCUUGUCCAGCUGACGGUGGACGGGUCCACAGAAACCAUCACGCUGGCCGACAAGAAGACUGAAGUGCAAUCAGACUCCGUGGCCAGUCACAUCUCUUCCUCGUCGCCUCGCUAUUCCUUCUACCAUUACCCGGGCUCCGACGUUGUGAUCUUCAUUUAUACCUGUCCCACAGGCUCGUCUAUUCGCGAGCGUAUGCUGCACGCCAGCUCGCGGAGGAAUGCCAUCACCAUUGCUGAAGAAGAGGGGCACAAGAUCACGAAGAAGAUUGAAGCUUCGGGGCCGGAUGAGAUCACUGGUGAUCGCCUGAAGGAAGAGGUGCAACCAGCACAGGAUUCGGGACCGGCACGAGGCUUUGCCCGCCCGAGACGUCCAGGCCGGCGCCCUUCGGCUUUGUAUAGUAAGCCAUCGCUUGUCGUCUCGUAUUCAAACUACCCAUGGCAGCUCCAAGCGACAACCGUCUCGAUCCUUCUCCAGGCGCGUGCAUUCAAAGCAAUAGAAAGCAUCGCUGAUGCCCUCUCCACCGCAGACAACGCACUUGUUCUGAUAGUUGCCAAAGGAGCAUUCAUCGCAAAUUCGCACGAGAGUGGUGGGUCGCACGUAGGAAUCGCACACUGGGCAUUUGCCGUCGCAUUUGUCGCAGACACGGCCGAUGGAGAUGCCGGGCUGCUUGCGGCACAUGACGAGAUCGGGGUGAUGGCGAGACAUGAUGAAGGCUGA
Molecule: messenger RNA, 1482 nt
Organism: Penicillium oxalicum
Lineage: Eukaryota; Fungi; Ascomycota; Eurotiomycetes; Eurotiales; Aspergillaceae
Product: twinfilin
Exons: 5
Coding region: 1-1482 (493 amino acids)
Biological process (GO): actin filament depolymerization; barbed-end actin filament capping
Cellular component (GO): actin filament; cytoplasm
Molecular function (GO): actin monomer binding; actin filament binding
Source: RefSeq, a predicted model, not a curated record